Messenger RNA from Suricata suricatta (meerkat), 1774 nucleotides. It is a transcript of the gene CATSPER4, whose product is annotated as cation channel sperm associated 4. Gene Ontology annotation, cellular component: membrane; CatSper complex; acrosomal vesicle. Gene Ontology annotation, molecular function: voltage-gated calcium channel activity; calcium-activated cation channel activity. The record is from RefSeq and is a predicted model, not a curated record. The transcript has 11 exons. Bases 22 to 1371 code for a protein of 449 amino acids. Lineage: Eukaryota; Metazoa; Chordata; Mammalia; Carnivora; Herpestidae. Gene Ontology annotation, biological process: flagellated sperm motility; sperm capacitation; transmembrane transport.
GUGGGAGGAGACUGAGCAGCUAUGAUGGAUGACCGAAGGACCUGGUGGCAGCAAUGGACCGAUAACAAUAUCACACCUUUGAAUGUCACGAGAGAGGCUCUCGAGCCCUACACUGGGCCAGAGGAGCAAGUGCUGAUCAACCGCAGAGACCUCACAAGUCCGAAGGAUGCCUGGGACAUGCACGAGUUCAUCACUCACAUGUUUGCCAAGCAGCUGCUUCGUCACCCAGCCUUCCAGUUGUUGCUGGCCUUGCUGCUGGUGGUCAACGCCAUCACCAUUGCUCUGCGCACCAACUCCUUCCUUGGCCAGAAACACUAUGAGUUGUUCUCUACCAUAGAUGACAUUGUGCUGACUAUCCUUAUCUGUGAGGUUCUCCUUGGCUGGUUAAAUGGCUUCUGGAUUUUCUGGAAGGACGGCUGGAACAUCCUCAACUUCCUUAUCAUCUUCAUCUUGCUCCUGGGGUUCUUCAUUAGUGAACUCGAAGUCAUUGCUAUCACCUAUACCCUCAGGGCGCUUCGUCUGGUGCACGUGUGCAUGGCGGUGGAGCCUCUGGCCCGGAUCAUCCGUGUCAUCCUGCAGUCGGUGCCUGACAUGGCCAAUAUCAUGGCCCUCAUCCUCUUCUUCAUGCUGGUGUUCUCUGUGUUCGGGGUCACUCUCUUCGGUGCGUUUGUGCCCAAGCAUUUCCAGAACAUACAGGUUGCCCUGUACACCCUCUUCAUCUGCAUCACCCAAGAUGGCUGGGUGGACAUCUACAGUGACUUUCAGAUGGAGACUAGAGAGUACACAAUGGAGAUUGGGGGUGCUAUCUAUUUUGCCAUCUUCAUCACCCUCGGUGCCUUCAUUGGCAUCAACCUGUUGGUUGUUGUGGUGACCACCAAUCUGGAGCAAAUGAUGAAGGCAGGCGAGCCUGGGCAACUGCAUCAGAUAACUGACAGCGAGACAAGCAAGGAGGAGGAUAUGGAGAGUAACUUCCUGCCACUGGUGCACUGUGAGGUUGUCCGAUCAGAGAUGUCUGGCCUCCCCCUGGACCCACUUACGGGGAGCAACCUGUCUAACCUCUCAGAAAACACCUAUGACAACUUCUGCCUGGUGCUCGAGGCAAUACAGGAGAACUUGAUGCAGUACAAGGAGAUCCGAGAUGAGCUCAACAUGAUAAUAGAGGAGGUGCGCACCAUCCUCUUCAACCAGGAGCAAGAGAAGGAGCUGAUAAGUAAGCACUUGUCCUUGAGCCUGUCGAUGGAGAGCGGGUCCACAGUGGACAUCUGUGACAUGGCUCACCAGCAAGACCUGAUCACUGCGCUUGUCAACAGGGAAAAGGUUCAGGAAUCCAACUCGACCAUAUUCCUUAACAAAUGCAAGACCAGCCUCUGAGAGGCAGCACGGGAGCCAAGGGACCUGCGCUCACACACCCAGCUGCUGCAUCUUCCUGCAUCUCUAGUGUGACUUGGCACAGUCUGAGCCUAUCCUCUCCCUUACGCCUAGGCAGAUGCCUGUGGCUAUGAAGGGGGUGCAUCUCAGGACUUGUGCCUGUGAACCCCAGGUCCAGAGAAAUUCAGAUGGACAAGGAUGCUGGAUAAGAGAGGGAGCCCCACAGCAAGGAUGAGCACCGAGGGGGGUGCUGGCCAAGGCAGCCUGGGUUUGUCCUUAGGGUAGGCAUCCCUAGUCCCCUGCAUUAGGCCAGAGCUAAAUGGGGCCUAAGGGGGCCUAAGCACCAAGAGGAGAAAGGUGAAGCCAGUGGGACCAGGCAUCUGUGUAUUGACAAUAAAGUUUUGUG